UGUGACCAUUCGUCCGCACUUAAAACCCGUGCGGUCAUCUUUCUGACCAUCGACUCUCGCUAUAGCCUAAAGUAGACACGUGUAUUAUGUCCGAAGAAGAAAUUUCUGCCGUGGAGCCAAUGGACGAAAGUCAACUUUUAAAAGACGACGAAAGUGAUCUUACUACAGCUGAUGCAGUUUCCUUAUUUAAUAGUUCUUUAAAUAAGGCCCUUCAGAGACAGAAAAGUGAGAUUUUGUCGGAGUUCAAAAAGACCCAAGUAAGCUCUGUCAAUACAAACACACACACGUUAGUCAGUGGUCAAUCCUCUACAAUUGCUUCCCAGUCUCCGUCAUUUGAAUUCAGACAGGAAGGGAUUAAAAUGCAGUUUAAUUUUAACACCGACCGUAUUUCUUCAUUAAGAAGAAUUGAACAUUUGCUAACUUCCGAGUCACUUGACCAAACUCUUGACCUACAGUCCAUUGUUAAAACUGAGCUUGACACUUUGAACCAGCGAAACAAAAUUCUGAAAAUCGCUGAUCGCCAUGGGUGGGAUACCGUUCACGAAUAUCUGGACGAUCCUCUUGCUGACAAUGUUGAAGAUGCUUCAAAGUUACGCACUGCCGUUUUCAGAGCUAACCGUAAACGUACAGCUAACAAGCCUUACAGCAGAGGUGGUGGCAGAGGAGGUUUCAAUGCUAGAGAAUUUUUUCGUGGCUUCAGCAAAGAAUCUGGACCCAGAAAUGACAACUACAGUCAACAAAACAACUCCCAGCAGCAGUACAACGACGGACUGUGCUUUUACUGCAAAAGACCAGGACACACUGCCCGUUUCUGUCCCUUCAAAGCACGUGCCUUCAGUAGUACCAAGUCAGCACCAGCCACUAUUACAAGUGCUCCAUCCCUGUCUUAAUGAAAAAGACAGUGCAACAUGGAGGAAAAUUUCUCAGUUUGCGAAUUCAAAUCAAGAGUUUACCGGAUGUGAAAAAAGCAUUUUCAAUAUUGUGAGAAGCAGUAAAGCAGUUUCUACAAAUAAAAAGUAUGAUGUGUAUUUCAAAAAAUUUAAAGAAUGGUGUAUUUCAUAUAAAGUUAUUCCGUUACCUGCAAGUGUAUCAUCCGUUGCAGUUUAUAUUAGUGGCCUUGUGCAGCGAUCCGUAUCUGAGUCUGUUUUAUUAGCUCAUUUUUAUAGCAUAAAGUGGUAUCAUGAUUUCAGUUUAGUGUGCAAUCCGUGUGAAGACAAGCUUAUUCAGAUGAUGAUUGAAGGAGCUAAGAGAAUUCUAAGUAAACCAGUUUUGAAAAAAGAGCCAAUUACAGCAGAUCAUUUACAGAAGAUAGUGGACAAAAUUGGUAGUGAUCGUGCUCAUUUGCCGAAUGUUAGAAUUUGUGCUAUGAUGUUAGUUGGUUAUGCAGGAUUUUUACGCUACAGUGAGAUAGCAAAUUUAAAAAUGUGUAACAUAAAAUUUUUUGACACUUAUGUUUCUUUGAAUAUUGAAACCGGGAAAACUGAUGUAUAUAGAAGGGGUAAUAAUGUUAUAAUUUCUAAAACAAAUUUGCCUACCUGUCCAGUAGUUUGGUUAUUGACAUACAUUAAUUUAGCUAAAUUGGCUUUGGAUUCUAAUCAAUAUGUGUUUCGUUCUGUUAGAUUUUUUAAGUCAGUAAAUUCUUAUAAGUUAGCAGAGGUUGAUCGUCCUUUAUCUUAUACUAGAGCUAGGGAGUUACUUUUGGGCACAUUAACUGCGAUUGGUCUUGAUUGUAAACUUUUUUGUCUUCAUAGUUUGCGCAGUGGUGGUGCAACUGCUGCUGCAAGAAAUGACGUUUCUGAUCGUUUAAUUAAAGAGCAUGGAAGGUGGCGUACCGAUUUUGCUAAAGAUGGUUACAUCAAAGAUUCUGUUAAAAAGCAACUAACGGUUUCGUCAAAUCUUGGUAUAUAACAGGUUAUAGAUAUUUAACAAUUUUGGUGAUAUUAUUCAGCUCAAUUAUACUAUGAAUUUGCUAUUUUUUCCCUUUGUCUCGAGGUUAUAGCGAGUAGCACACCUACUUUAUGUCGUUUGUUCUUUGUUAAGGCCAUAGAAUAUUAAUUACUUUAUAUUCGGACGAACGUAGUGAGGGAGAAUAUAAAUAAAAUUUAGUUCGUCGUACGUAAGUAGUUCAUGAAUAUUCAUGACAUGUGACCAUUCGUCCGCACUUAAAACCCGUGCGGUCAUCUUUCUGACCAUCGACUCUCGCUAUAGCCUAAAGUAGACACGUGUAUUCACGGUUGAUUUAAUGUGAAUUUGUAAUUGGAAUUAUGAUAUUAUUGUUAUUAUGUUUGUAUGUGGUACAUACAUUGUUGUAUUAUAUAGAAUUAAAGGUUAUAGCGAGUAGCACACCUA
Molecule: messenger RNA, 2349 nt
Organism: Mytilus trossulus (common blue mussel)
Lineage: Eukaryota; Metazoa; Mollusca; Bivalvia; Mytilida; Mytilidae
Exons: 2
Coding region: 87-890 (267 amino acids)
Molecular function (GO): zinc ion binding; nucleic acid binding
Source: RefSeq, a predicted model, not a curated record